This is a messenger RNA of Coffea arabica (coffee), 1044 nucleotides long. RefSeq names its product protein trichome birefringence-like 41. Gene Ontology annotation, cellular component: Golgi apparatus. NCBI's taxonomy places the organism in Eukaryota, Viridiplantae, Streptophyta, Magnoliopsida, Gentianales, Rubiaceae. The record is from RefSeq and is a predicted model, not a curated record. Gene Ontology annotation, molecular function: O-acetyltransferase activity.
AUGAUGUUGCUUAUCUAUUUUCUUCUCUUUCUUGCUUUUCAUGUCCUCGAAGCCCAUGCAGCAAACUGCAACUUUUUCAGUGAUGGAUGUUGGGUUUUUGAUUCAUCCUACCCACUCUACGAUUCAUCUGCAUGUCCCUUCAUACAGCGUGAGUUUGACUGCCAGAGAAAUGGCCGGCCGGACCAGAAGUACCUCAGUUACCGGUGGCAACCUCAGGGCUGCCGGUUGGCAAGAUUCGAUGGCGGUGAUUUCUUGCAGAAAUUUAGGGGAAAAAGUAUCAUGAUCGUAGGCGAUUCUUUAUCCCGAGAUUUGUAUCAAUCAAUUCUAUGUUUGCUAUACUCAUCAGUGCCCGGGAUAAAGUAUAAUCGAAACAGAGUUGGCUCCAUUUCCACCGUCACAUUUUUGGACUUCGGAGUAAAAGUGAAGUACGAUUUGAAUCCAUUUUUGGUGGAUUUGAUAGCCACAGAGAAUGGUACGUUGUUGAUACUAGACUCAGUGGCUGAGAAAGCAAAUCUAUGGAGACAGAAUGAUGUGCUCAUCUUCAACACCUACCAAUGGUGGUUUUACAGGGGAACCAAACAACCGUGGCAAUUUGUUAAAGUGGGAGACAAGAUAUUGAAAGACAUCGACCGAAAUAUUGCCCUCAAGAGGGCACUUGGUACAUGGGGUCAGUGGGUAGACAGCGACAUGGAUCCUGCUAAGACCAGGCUGUUCUUUCAACCGGUUUCUCCAUCACAUUACGAUGGCAGGGAUUGGAACCAACCCGAAGCGAGGAACUGUGCAGACCAAACGGAGCCAGUGCUAGGCUCUGUAUAUCCAGGAAGGUUGCCGCCAGCUUUAGGGUUGCAGAAGGAGGCAUUGAGCUUAAUCAAGAAGCCCGUGACAUUGUUGGAUAUAACACAUCUUUCGCAGUUUCGCAAAGAUGGACAUCCUUCCGUUUAUGGGCAGGAUGGAAGGAGUGGAAUGGAUUGCUUGCAUUGGUGCGUAGGGGGUGUUCCUGAUAUUUGGAAUGAAAUCUUGUACAAUCUUCUGUUCAUCCCAUGA